UGGAGUACGGGCAGGCCAGCCAAUAGGAGUGCGCGGUUGCCGACCUGUCGGCCAAUUGCAGAGGGUGUAGGGGGUUGGCCGGCUUAGCGCUGGCCCCAGGGAUAUGGAGCCCCCCGCGCGGGUACACCCUGGCAAGUGGUGGCAGAACGGAAUCCUAUUCUAAGAACUCAGGCACUCAGGUAUCCACCAUGGUGCUGGGUCCUGAACAGAAGCUUCCGGAUGAUGACACUUCCGGAGAUGGUGGGGACUCUGCCAGUCUCGGUGCUGUCAACCCUGCCUACAGCGACUCCUCCCUCCCACAGUCCUCUGGGCGCGCGGAGGAGCCCUUCACCACCUACUUUGAUGAGAAGAUCACCAUUCCUGAGGAGCACUCUUGUUUCAGCUUCCGUAAACUCUGGGCUUUCACGGGACCGGGCUUCCUUAUGAGCAUUGCCUACCUGGAUCCAGGAAACAUCGAAUCUGAUUUGCAGUCUGGAGCCGUGGCUGGAUUUAAGCUGCUCUGGGUUCUUCUGUUGGCCACCAUUGUGGGGCUCCUACUCCAGCGCCUUGCAGCUAGACUGGGAGUGGUCACGGGGCUGCAUCUUGCUGAAGUGUGUCAUCGUCAGUAUCCCAAGGUCCCACGAAUUAUUCUGUGGCUGAUGGUGGAGUUGGCUAUCAUUGGCUCAGAUAUGCAAGAAGUUAUUGGCUCAGCUAUUGCCAUCAAUCUCCUGUCUGUAGGAAGGGUUCCUCUGUGGGGUGGAGUUCUCAUCACCAUUGCAGAUACCUUUGUAUUUCUCUUUUUGGACAAAUAUGGCUUACGGAAGCUAGAAGCAUUUUUUGGCUUUCUCAUCACCGUUAUGGCCCUCACAUUUGGAUAUGAGUAUGUUACAGUGAAACCCAGCCAGAGCCAGGUGCUCAAAGGCAUGUUCGUGCCAUCCUGCUCAGGCUGCCGCACCCCACAGAUUGAGCAAGCCGUGGGCAUCGUGGGAGCUGUCAUCAUGCCACACAACAUGUACCUACAUUCUGCUUUAGUCAAGUCCAGACAGGUAAACCGAGCCAGUAAGCAGGAAGUUCAAGAAGCUAAUAAGUACUUUUUCAUCGAAUCCUGCAUUGCUCUCUUUGUCUCCUUCAUCAUCAAUGUCUUUGUUGUCUCAGUCUUUGGCGAAGCAUUUUUUGAGAAAACCAACAACCAGGUGGUUGAAGUCUGUAGAAAUAGCAGCAGUUCUCAUACUAGUCUUUUCCCUGAUGAUAAUUCAACACUGGCUGUGGAUAUCUACAAAGGGGGUGUUGUGCUGGGAUGUUACUUCGGGCCUGCAGCACUCUACAUCUGGGCAGUGGGGAUUCUGGCUGCAGGACAGAGCUCCACCAUGACAGGAACCUAUUCUGGCCAGUUUGUCAUGGAGGGAUUCCUGAACCUAAAAUGGUCACGCUUUGCCCGAGUGAUUCUAACCCGCUCUAUUGCCAUUAUCCCCACUCUGUGUGUUGCCGUCUUCCAAGAUGUAGAGCAUCUAACAGGGAUGAAUGACUUCCUGAAUGUGCUGCAGAGCUUACAGCUUCCCUUUGCUCUCAUACCGAUCCUUACGUUCACGAGCUUGCGGCCGGUAAUGAGUGACUUUGCCAAUGGAAUAGGCUGGAGGAUUGCAGGCGGGAUUUUGGUCCUCAUUGUCUGUUCCAUCAACAUGUACUUUGUCGUGGUUUAUGUCCGGGAACUAGGGCAUGUGACAUUGUAUGUGGUGGCUGCUGUGGUCAGCGUGGCUUACCUGGGCUUUGUGUUUUACUUGAGUUGGCAAUGUUUGAUUGCACUGGGCAUGUCCUUCCUGGACUGUGGGCACACGCUUUCCCUGUCUGUCUUACAGGAGCUGAAUACUUACCAUCUUGGAUUGACAGCUCAGCCUGAACUCUACCUUCUGAACACCGUGGAUGCUGACUCACUUGUGUCUAGAUGACUGACAGCCUGAGAGACUGUAUAAGAACCAUUUAUUCUUAGUCCUUUUGUGCCAAGUAUCCUGUUAACAUAUCUCUGUUAGUUCAGAGGUGAGUUUUGUUCAAAUGUUUUGAACAAAAAUCAAAGAUUUCCUCAUGGGAAGGGUGUUAAAAGCUGACAGCUAUAACUGUAGGUCAGAGACCCCCCCAUCAACCAAAGACCUUCAACAGGCAGAGUCAAAUGACAGGCCUGUGAUGGCCACACACCCCUAUGGGUUUGUGUUUUCUGGAAUUUAAAAAAUAUUUAUGUGUAUAUAUUUAUGUAAACCUGAACAGACCAGUUUGGGUAGAGUUUUAAGGUUAUAUAAAACUGAUAGAUCUUUUUUGUAUUUUUUUUAAAAAGUAUCAUUCAAAUAAAUUAGAUAUUCAGGUAGAUUUGUCUGGAUCACAAUUAAGAAAGGGAGUAAUGCUCUUUUUCUGAAUGAACUGAGGAAAAUUGACUUACUUUUUAAAGUGAUGCUUGACUACGGCCAGUUAAAUUUCCCUUUGAUUUUAACUGACGAGAUCCUUAGUAACACUGAUACUAGCACAUCACUUCUAAAGAUAACAUUUAUUUUAUUUGGUAAUCAUAGUUAAUCCAGGUUAUCGGCAUGCUUUGUAAUUACUGAUUCUCUUUGUUAACACUCUUCUUGAAUUUUUUUUCAGAGAUAUGAUGGUGUUUUCCAAAGAGCUUAACGCCUAGUAGCAAGAUCCACAAACCGUACUUUAACCAAUAAUCGGUUUUCCAUGCUGCAUUGUCAUUGAGCCCAUUCUAGCAUUCAGGUUUUAGGUAGGAAAGAUGAAACUUGUAACACUUAAUUUUUAAGUCCCGACAGACGAUAAGAGAGAUAUUUUUUUUCUUUAUAAUAUUGGUAUAGUCCCACCAUGUCUUUUCUUCCCACUUUUCCCAUUAAUACUCCAAACACCAUUUCUAGGUCCAAAGUCUAUUUCCAGGAGUGGCUAAUAGUCCUAAUGUUGAAUCACCCAAGGAACGCUAAGUCUUUUAUUUUAUUUAUACCAAGCAGUAUGAGAUUAGCACUUAAUUAGUAAUAUACAGAUUAGUCUACAUCACAGACUGCCUACCUACAUGUGGGUUAAAGAUUUUUUUUUACCCCUUUUCCUAAACAGGACUUUUUUCUUACUUUUUUUAUAAUAAAAAGUUAAUAUUUAAUAAUUGAAAGUUUUUGCAGAAUUAUCUAAUUGAAAAGUCAGAAAAUUUUCAACACUGGGCUCACAUUCCUGCAUGGAAAUACAGCUGGCUGGAACUGAAUGGCAGCUACCAUUUUUUAUUGAAUGUACUCCAGGUGGCAUACACCCCUUCAUUCAUUUCCUUCCAGCCUCCAAGGCAUUGAGUUUCCAAACAGUGUAGCCUUUACAGGACUUCAAGCAUCAUUUUCCUCUUUCAGUAUAAAAGUUAAAUAUCUGACUUAUUUUAUCUGCCUUAUUUUAAAACUUGGUACCUUUCAGUAAGAUUUUUAAAAAAAUCCAGACAUUGCCUAUCUUCAUUUAUAGUGACAUGGCCCUCUUAAGUGGCAGGGAUUUUUCUAUGAUACUUUCAGAUUCCCUCAUUUCUACGUAAGGGGCCCUUGAAACUCCUAUAUGAACAGCAGUCUUGCAAUUCAGGUUAGAGUCCUUCUGAUCUUAAAAAUGAAACUGAAUUAACAUCACUUACCAGUUUUCUCUUGAAAAAGAGAUUUUAAAAAAUGAGUUUUAAAGUGUUUUGGUUUCUUUAUACACAGAGAGCAACUUUAGAUGAACCAAUUUGUUGGAUUUUUCUUUGCCCCUGGGUAAUUUCAUCUGUCAGCAGUUUUAUUACCAGAAAAGGUUUGCGGAAAGAAAAGGAAAGAAAUCAUGUUUUGCGACUCUCAUAAAAAGAUGAGGUGGUUGGUCAAAUUGGUCAAACAGAUUAAGUACUUGGGGAAUUUCUAUAGCUUGUCUCCAUUCUUUAUAUGUUACUAGCCACAGACUAGAGUUUACAAAAGUUUAUAAGUAUACCUAUCAAGUCAUACAGCUCCUAUAAUCAGAAAAUUUUAUAAUAAAGCAAACUGAAUCAUGCUGAAA
Messenger RNA from Manis pentadactyla (Chinese pangolin), 4002 nucleotides. RefSeq names its product solute carrier family 11 member 2 (gene SLC11A2). Gene Ontology annotation, molecular function: iron ion transmembrane transporter activity; cadmium ion transmembrane transporter activity; manganese ion transmembrane transporter activity. Gene Ontology annotation, cellular component: plasma membrane. Gene Ontology annotation, biological process: metal ion transport. The coding region runs from base 189 to 1925 and encodes 578 amino acids. The record is from RefSeq and is a predicted model, not a curated record. NCBI's taxonomy places the organism in Eukaryota, Metazoa, Chordata, Mammalia, Pholidota, Manidae. The transcript is spliced from 18 exons.